This is a messenger RNA of Tuber aestivum (summer truffle), 1262 nucleotides long. NCBI's taxonomy places the organism in Eukaryota, Fungi, Ascomycota, Pezizomycetes, Pezizales, Tuberaceae. The record is from the annotation of a GenBank genome assembly.
AUGGGCGACCAAAAGAAGGGAGUCCCUGACGCCCAUGAGGUUGGCGCAAAACUCAGGCAGGUGAUAACGGAUGACCGGACGGGCUUGCAAGAAAUCUAUGGCAAGACAGAGGCGGAGCUGAAUAAAAGUUUGGAGGUGCCAACUAGAACGGGAGAGGAAAUGGCGAGAAAGUUGAUUAGGGAGAUGGAAUGCAGUUACGAGAUUGCAAUAGAUUUAACUGUGCUAACGCUUUAUGAUCUGGCUGUACUAAUCGGUAUACCCCAACCCCAAUAGUUGCUCCUUGGAAUUUUUUUUGCUCAUAGUUGGAUGGAUGGAUAGAUGACUCUGGUUCCAUGAUCUGCGAAGAAAAUGGCGCGAGGAAAGAGACCCUAAUACAAUACGUCGACUGCAUCACGGAAAUUUAUACGAUGGCAAAUGAAUCCGGCAUCCUUGCUAUGCGCUUCAUGAACAGUCGGGGAGAGAAAAGAAACUGGACCGGGAAGUCGCGGGAAUAUCUGGAUCUGCACAGCUAUCGAGGUGCAGCAAGGAUAGGAACGGAGCUUAAAAGGAAGAUUCUGGACAAAUUCGUGAUUGGAAAUCCCAAUCAGAUAAAACCCUUACUAGUGAUAACUAUCACUGGCGGCAUAGUAUUCCUCCUUCUUAAGAUCACUAAGGCUAUAUAAUAACCAUCGGGGAUAGAUUUCGGGUGAGAGGAGAGGCCUUUUGAGAAAUGUCAUCAGGGAUUGUGUGAAUGAGCGUGUUGGAGCGGGCAAAGGGUUCGACGGUUAGUCGGUCGCGGGUUCUUAAUCUACUGUCACUCCAAUACUUAAAAGGACCCCCAGCCGCGACAUUCCAAUUCUCGAAAAUCGGAACCGAUACCGGCGGAACUCAGCUAUUAGGACAACUAGACCAAGACCAAGACCUCGGACAAUACAUCGACAUGUUGCCGCUCGAACCCGAUUUUGGACGUCAGCUUGCAGAAGAUAAGUGGUUUGUGGUAUGUCAUAAUCCUCCCUUCCCCAAGCUCAUUUAUCCGAAAUGGAAGCCCCACUGACUUGGUAUUGCCUUCUGGAAAAUAGUUGCCGAAGAUCUUGCUUGGUGCAAUUUUACCUGAUGUAAGGCUUCCCCAUCCAACCCCUAUCCCAGCAAAAUUCGUUAAUAAUGGAACGCAGUGGGAUCGCCAAGAUUGCUACGGCCAUUGCUAUGCCAUCACAGAGGACCACCUCGCCGUAGAUGUUGAGGGUAGCGCGGGAGAUGAUUCUGGAGAAGACUGGGCCGAGUGA